Molecule: messenger RNA, 915 nt
Organism: Venustampulla echinocandica
Lineage: Eukaryota; Fungi; Ascomycota; Leotiomycetes; Helotiales; Pleuroascaceae
Exons: 5
Coding region: 1-915 (304 amino acids)
Source: RefSeq, a predicted model, not a curated record
AUGGCGAGACUCAUUGCAGUGACGGGCGCAACAGGAAACCAAGGGGGAUCGGUUGCGAAGCUACUAUUAAAAUAUCCAACAGAAUACAGAGUACGAGCUAUCACCCGCGAUGCGCAUUCAAGUUCAUCCAAGGCGUUGGAAGAGAUGGGAGCCGAAAUAGUGGAAGCCGAUUUAACAAAACCAGAAACCUUGCCAGCGGCCGUGGCUGGUUGCUGGGGGGUGUUCGGCGUCACAAAUUUCUACGAUGUGAAAAUUCAGGAUGACCCAGGAAGUGAAGAAGUUCAAGGAAAAAAUCUGGUGAAGGCUUCUUUUGAUGCUGGUGUACAGUGUUUCAUCUGGAGCUCACUUCCCAGCUCGGCACAAAUCUCGGGAGGCCGUUUGGUCUCCAAGAUAUACGAAGGCAAAUAUCAUGUCGACGCGUACAUCAAGGAAAUCGGACUUCCCGCUAGUAUUUUUUAUACAGGGAAUUUUUACGAGAAUAUGGUCCUUCGGGGACACGUUAGCUAUGACAAGGCCAGCGAUGUGAUUGAAUUUCGCCAUACUGUGAUCAAGAGAGACACGAAGUCAAUGUUAUACGUCGAGAGGGACCUAUCCGCCCUCGCAAAAGCCGUUUUCGACCAAUGGGACUCGAAGAAGAAUGAGCUGAACCACAAAAUCCUUUAUUGUGCAAACGCUCGCGUCUCGGCCGGAGAUAUUAUUGCUUGCAUUGAACGAGUCACGGGCAAGAAAUGUACCUGGGACUCUUUACCUACAACCGGUGUACCUGAUCGAGACAUUAUGUAUCAACUAUACAACGAGGUAGGGAUGUAUGGGAACAAAGAACUCCCCGAUAAUAACGUUGUGGCAUUGGGGGUGAAGAUGCACGGUAUCGAAGACUUUGUGCGGGAACGUUUAGUGCCUCAUCUUGGUCUUUAG